This is a messenger RNA of Saprolegnia diclina VS20, 1245 nucleotides long. RefSeq lists its product as hypothetical. NCBI's taxonomy places the organism in Eukaryota, Oomycota, Saprolegniomycetes, Saprolegniales, Saprolegniaceae. The coding region runs from base 1 to 1245 and encodes 414 amino acids. The record is from RefSeq and is a predicted model, not a curated record. The transcript has 4 exons.
AUGAAGCGCAUCCGAGUGCUUGAGCGGGUCGCCGGCGUCGUCGUCUUCAUCGGCGUUGUCUGCGGUAUCCUCGCUCUCUGCGGCGUCUUCAAGUCGUCGCCAACGCCGACCUUCGACGACGUCGCGCCCUCGGCCAACGAUGCAGGCAACACGCGGCCCACCAACUGCUCGAGCGUUGCGCCUGGUAAGCGCGUCGUCGCGUACUGGAGCUCCGAGAUGGCCGGCUGCGAAUCGAUUCCCGACGGCGUCACGCACGUUGUGCUCUUCGCGGCGACUGUCGGACGGGACGGCGUCGUCGCGCCGUCGCUCCAAGCGUCCGACGACAUUGUGAACGCCUGCCUCUCGGUGCUGCACAAACGCUGCGUCGACGUGCUCGUUGGGCUCCACAGCGUCAACACGUCCGAGCUCAUUGCAUCGCCGCCGGCCCAGGUCGCCGACGGUGUCUCGACGCUUCUUGACAAGUUCGAAUUCGACGGUGUCGCCGUCCACGACGAGUCGGACGCGACCUCCAACUACACGGCCGACGGCGUCGUCGCCUACAUGACAGCGCUGUCGAACGUCGUGCGCCCCGAGAACCUCACGCUCACGUACGACGCGCGCCUCUUCGAGGCCGACGCUGGCGUCUGCGCCGAGUCCAAGUGCUUUCCGUCGGACCUCGUCGCGCUCGUCGACUGGGUCAACGUAUUUGCCUUCAACGCAGCCAAAGACGAAGCUGAAGCGAGCCUCGUGUACCCGGCCGCGCUCUUAUCCGACGGUAUCUUUGCCAAGUGGACGGCCCUCCUCGGGUCCUCCAAAGUCAACAUCGUCGUCUCGGCGCCCGGCAGCGCGUCGUGGGGUCCCGACCUGACGAUGGCGACGAUCGCAAGCUUCACGACCUUCGGCGUCGCAGCAGGCGGCGUCGGCGUCUGGACUGCGUCCCAGGACAUGUACACCGAGUACCCGGCGCUGAGCCAAGUGCUCGACACGCGCCAGGGGUUCAAGAGCGUGCACACGGCGCCGCCGACGGCCGUGCCGGCGCCCCCGAAAGCCACAAAGCCGCUCUCGGUGUUUUGCCGCAGCGGCAUCAGCUACACCGUCAAGGCCGGCGACGCGGCGUGGUCCAUCGUCACGAGCCUCUGCAAGAAGACGACCAACACCAAGUGCAGCCGCAUGGGCAUCUGGCUCUACCGAACGAGCUCGCUCGAGCUCUGUCCGAGCGAUCUGGGCACGGGCGACAAGGUCACCGUCUGCUGCGGCGUCAAUUAA